AUGAUAUCGAUGCAGGGGACUGUGGGGGAUGAUGAGAAGGUGAAUGAUGGGAAUGAUGGGAAGAAAGAUGAUGUAAAGGAAGACGAUGAGAAGGUGGAGGAUGAACGAAAAGAGGACGAUGAGAAGGUGGAGGAUGAUGUAAAAGAGAACGAUGAGAAGGUGGAGGACGAUGAGAAGAUGGAUGAUGAGGCUAAGGUGGAGGACGGUGAGAAGAUGGAUGGUGUGGCUAAGGUGGAUGAUGUGAAAGUUGAUUUGAAAGUGAAGGUGAAGGAUCUGAAAGUGAAGGUGAAGGAUGAGAAGAGUGUGGGUGUGGAUGUGAAGGAAAUCGAUGCAUUCUGCCAUCUAUUGCGGAAAAGGAUUUCCGACUAUCCCAAGACAUAUAAAAAUCCGCAUGUGGCAAUAGGGGAUUGCGUAUUGUCGAAUAGAAUUAGGCGAGAGCACAGGGCUUUUAUUAAGGAUCCUGCAAACUAUCCAGUCGCCGAAUUCAAAGACUAUUAUAUGGGCGCACCACAUAGAUAUAUGUCUGAAUGGUCAACAAUUGACGAUGUCUACAUGUCUGUGAACAUUAACCAGCGACAUUGGAUUUUGUGUGUAGCACGUCUUCAAAAGUACCGCAUUGACGUGUACGACUGUGAUGCCUAUCUUUAUAAGAAUCUGGAUCCUUAUUUGAAACCCUUCUACGACAUGAUUCCACAUGUGAGAGGGUAA
Molecule: messenger RNA, 708 nt
Organism: Impatiens glandulifera
Lineage: Eukaryota; Viridiplantae; Streptophyta; Magnoliopsida; Ericales; Balsaminaceae
Product: ubiquitin-like protease 4
Exons: 2
Coding region: 1-708 (235 amino acids)
Biological process (GO): proteolysis
Molecular function (GO): cysteine-type peptidase activity
Source: RefSeq, a predicted model, not a curated record